AUGCUGAUGAUUUAUGCUAGUCUUCAUCAUGUUCAUUUAACAUCAGUUUUACAAGGGACCCAACAUCAUGUUUCAGCUCGUGAAAAAUAUCAUCGUUCGUUAGUCAUUCAAUUUCUUUGUUUUUAUUUUAUUUGGGGUGUACUUUGGUCACCAUAUGUUAUUAUUUUCCAACUGUCACUUCGUCAACAGAAUGUGAUGAAUGUCGUUACGCUACUUAAUUUUAUGGAAAUAGCAUGUGAUCCAAUAAUUGUUGCAGCAUUAGAUAUUCGUUUUUGGCAUCAAUGGCGAAAACUCGGGAUUCAUAUAAAAAAUACUAUAUUCGUCGUUCGAUGCAAGCGUAGACGAAUUCACCCUUCAACAGUGAAUCUCAAUCGAAUUUUGGUUAAAGCUUUCGGAUUGAAAACAAAUGCUUUUUAAACAGAAAAAUGUGUAAACCUUUAUUUUUUUCUGCAAAAAACUCGUUCUGUUAUCUCAUACAAAAUCAUCAUUCUACAAAGAGAUUUUAUGGCAAUCUCAUUUUGGUACAAUACAUAGAGAUCCAUUUUUGAAAACAUAAGAGUAAGAAUUUUUUUCGUGUGUGCAAUUGAGGGAAGAGGAAAACCACACCCACACCUACCCGUAUUUUUCCAGAUACGGUCACUUACGACCGUGUUUGUUCGACUUGGUGAUAUUAUAUUUACUCACUUUUCAAUUAAAAUGACUUUUUUUUGUCUUUGAGGCAUCCUUAAUAAAGAGUUUAAGUUUUCUAAUGUAAUUAGUAGUGGUAUUAUAUAUAACUUACGUUUAUAAUCAUUAGCCUUAAAUGUUGCUUCGAUUCUUUUUCUUAAAUAAAUUUCAAGUUCAUCAACAUAUGUUGUGUUGUCAAUGAGACUCAUUAAUAUCUAAAAUAUUGUCAGAGUCAAUUAUUAAAACAAAAAUAAUACAAACUAAUGUUCACUACAUCCUAAAAGCAAUCAUAAUUCAUUACUAUUCAGUGAUCGAGAAAAAUUUUUUAUCAUUAUAUGAUCUAAAAACAAAAAGAAAAAUAGCCAUUAAAGAAUUAUACAAUAUGUGCCCAUCAACGAAUUAUGUAGUAUUAUUUGUAACACAAGAUUAUAUAGUCAAGCAAACACUUUGUUGCAAUAAUGGAUUUGCUAUUGUCGUAUUAAAUAAAGAAAAAUUUCUAUUAAUGGAUAUGGCGUGAGUAUGGAAGAAAACAAUAAUCUUACCCACACUCGCAGCUACAAUUAAAUCUCGUCAAGCUUUUAUGUUGUUUUCUCAAGUCGGAUUUCGUUGAGAAAUAAAAAACAAAAAGAAUUGGUCCCCACUCAUCAAUAAUGUAAUUACAAUGGUGAAAAAAGAAGUUCUACCUUCAUCUAGUGUAAGAGAAAGUUUCCGUCUUAUACAGAAAUAUCUUCUCUUUCAAUACAUAAGUAGAAGUUUAGAACAUCAGUUGAGAAAUACGAUAUGAAUGAAUAGAAGACACGCAUGACCCACUAUCUCAACCAUGUCAAUCGCUCGAUGUUUUCUGAAUAGUUGCU
Molecule: messenger RNA, 1520 nt
Organism: Rotaria sp. Silwood1
Lineage: Eukaryota; Metazoa; Rotifera; Eurotatoria; Philodinida; Philodinidae
Source: the annotation of a GenBank genome assembly